AUGGCAAAAAUGUUGGCUAAUAGAAUGAAGCCGUUAAGGGAAGGAGUAAUAUCUGAGUCACAAAGCGCAUUUAUCCCGGAUAGAUUGAUAACGGAUAAUAUACUAUUAGCUGCAGAGGUGGGGCAUUUCUUGAAUAGGAAACAAUGUGGAGUGGGGGGAUGGAGUGCCCUUAAAUUAGACAUGGCGAAGGCAUAUGAUCGGACCAAGGCGGAGGAAGCAACUGAGGUUAAAAGGUGUCUAUCUGUUUAUGAGAAUUUAUCCGGGCAGGCAGUAAAUUAUCACAAGUCAAGCAUAUGCUAUAGCAGAAAUACUAGUGAUGAGGAUAGAAAAAAUGUGGCUCAAAUUUUGGGUGUGGCACAGGCACCGAAUUAUGGCAAGUAUUUGGGACUCCCCUCUUUUAUUGGAAGGCACAAGAAAGCAGUUUUUGCUGUGUACGACGAUAGAAAGGACGAUGAAUUGUUACUGGUGGGAUUCUGGAACUGA
Messenger RNA from Ipomoea nil (Japanese morning glory), 483 nucleotides. RefSeq lists its product as uncharacterized. The record is from RefSeq and is a predicted model, not a curated record. The transcript has 3 exons. Bases 1 to 483 code for a protein of 160 amino acids. Lineage: Eukaryota; Viridiplantae; Streptophyta; Magnoliopsida; Solanales; Convolvulaceae.